UUCAGUUAGAAACAAUAUCUUGAAGACUUUGGUUUAUUACAAAAAGAAAUCAACAACAUAAUGUGCGAUUUGUAUUAUACUCCACUGUCACCACCAUGUCGUAGUGUGUUGAUGCUUGGAAAGGCUUUGGGAAUCCGAAUGCAUUUGAAAGCCAUGGACAUGGCUGAAAAGAAAGAUCAUAUGACGCCCGAGUUUUUAAAACUUAAUCCUCAACAUACGAUUCCUACACUUGUCGAUAAUGGAUUUUCUUUGUGGGAAUCACGUGCCAUUCUUGGAUAUCUUGUUGAUAAAUAUGCAAAGAAUGACUCACUAUAUCCCAAAGACCCCAAAAAACGUGCCGUUGUUGAUCAACGAUUAUACUUUGACAUGGGAACAUUAUACAAGCGUUUAGGUGAUUACUACUUCCCUCAAAUGCGAAUGAAUCUUCCCGCUGAUCCGGAAAAUUUCAAGAAAUUGGAAGAAGCUGUUGAACUCUUGGACUUAUUUUUAUCCAAGUCCAAAUAUGUAGCUGGAGAUAAAGCCACAAUUGCUGAUUAUGCAUUAAUUUCAACUUUUUCUACGUUAGAAGCGGCUGAAUAUGAUUUUUCCCGAUUCCAUAAUAUUAUUCAAUGGUAUGAUUUGUGUAAGAAAACCCUCGCUGGCAUUGAAGCCAAUGAAGAAGGCAUAAGAUUAGUAAAGGAACGUUUGGAGAAAAUGAAAGCGAAGAAUUGAUAAUUUUUUUAAAAAUCAUCUUCAAUUAUGAUGACGAGAGUUAAGUAGAAUUAAGUACAUAAAAGGCAAAAAAUACAUUAAAUGAUUUCAUAAUUAUGAUGUAGUAUGAAAUUCUUCUUUUGUUUUAAAUAAAAUAUCAAACGUCAAAAUAAAAUUACCUAUGGAACUUUACCACAUAAUUUUAUUUUUACACAGACGAUAACAAGAAAAAAUAUUUUUAAUUUACUCAUGUGACGUUUGCAGA
Messenger RNA from Clunio marinus, 955 nucleotides. NCBI's taxonomy places the organism in Eukaryota, Metazoa, Arthropoda, Insecta, Diptera, Chironomidae. The record is from the annotation of a GenBank genome assembly.